AUGUGGACUAGCGAGGGCCAGCCCCUUGCCGUGGUAAGCAAAUCUCCUUCAUCGAAGCGAGCAAUUCCCAACAACGUUAAAUUGGUGGUGCUUCCCGGAUUUGGCAAUAAUUCGAACGACUACUUUUUGCCCGAAGCUCCCCAGGGAUCUUUGGUUCGGUCUUUGCAAAACCGUGGCUGGCGAGAUGAUCAGAUUCGCGUUUUGCCGAUGGAACGUUUGGACUGGCUACAGGUUUUCGUGAAUGGUCUCUUUGACCUUCGCUUUUGGACGUCCAAUAUGGCGGCGACUUGUCCCUCCUUUCGGUGGUAUCUUAAGUGCGUGGCUGGCGAAAUUGCAGAGAUUUGUGAGGAAAGCUCGGACACCAAAGUGGUCCUUGUUUGUCAUUCGGCGGGGGGAUGGCUGGCCCGAGCGGCGCUGGGAUACUUUAGUCAGGCGCAAGCUGAUGAGCAAGACGUUCCGCGCAUUGAGUUGGAACGUGUGCUGGGUAUGGUCACACUCGGAGCUCCGCAUAUUCCACCGCCUCCUGAAGUGAUGGAUAUGACACGUGGUGCACUGCGUAUUACCAACGAAGAUUUUCCCGGGGCAUACCAUAUUGACGAUGGUCUCUUCUAUAUUACGGUUGUUGGCAACGCCAUUGCAGGCAUCAAAGAUCAGCGGAGAUCCCCGUUCGAACGCACUACACCAACUGGAUUGGCUUUUAACUCGUAUGAGGCCGUCUGCGGUGCCGGUACAAGUAUGGGCGACGGCCUUAUCCCUCGAAUGUCAGCACAUUUGGAUGAUGCUAUUCAAAUCAAUUUGGAUGGAGUUUUCCAUUCGAUUAACGCACCGGAUAAAUGGUACGGGUCGGAUAGUCUACUUGAUAGAUGGCAUGACACAAUGCUGGAACAAAUAUAUUCGAGCCGGAAUAUGAGUGUGAGGACGCCAAAUCGUGAUUUUGGCAACGUUGUGUCAAGAUAG
Phaeodactylum tricornutum CCAP 1055/1 is the source of this 957-nucleotide messenger RNA. RefSeq lists its product with no specific name. The transcript has 3 exons. The coding region runs from base 1 to 957 and encodes 318 amino acids. NCBI's taxonomy places the organism in Eukaryota, Bacillariophyta, Bacillariophyceae, Surirellales, Neidiaceae. The record is from RefSeq and is a predicted model, not a curated record.